CUCUCACUAAAAGGGGAGACAGAUAGUAGUAAACUGUUUAAACUUUUGAGCGAGAGGGGCUGUGUAUCCGCACUCUGGUAAACUGUCACGUCAACUUCGUCUUCAGCUGUCUUUCCCCAAACAACGGAAUGUUGUGAACGUCCAGCCGAGAGAGGAACGACUCUGAUAUCCACUUCCAACCGGAGCGACUUCAAACUUCUAUCAAGUUUACUUGCAUUUACGGGAGACUCUGCAUGCUGGAGCUUGAAGCUGACUUCCUGUGGGCCGCUUCAUAGAGAAGGAAACCUUUGUGGAAAGCAGGAGAAAGGCCUGUUCACCCACCUUCCUCAUACUGGAAGCUGCAGGAUAAUAACAAAAUGGCUAGAAGAUCCCCCAUUCCUGUUUUACUUCUUGCAAUAUGUUGCCUGGCAUCUGCAGGGCCUUUGUUUCGAAGCCCAUGUGAGCUGCUGCCGGUUGGGGUGGGACACCCAGUGCAGGCCACACUGAAGAGCUUCACUGCCCUGUCAGGCUGUGCAAGCAGGGGCACCACCAGUCUCCCUCAGGAGGUCCACAUCAUCAACCUGAGAGGACAUGCUCCAGAGGGACCAGACAACACCCCAGCAGAAGUUGAGUUGCAUUUGAAGCCCAUCCAGUCUCUGCUGCGCCACCAGAAGCCCCUGGUCUUCGUGCUUAACUCCCCCCAACCACUGAUCUGGAAGAUCAAGACAGAGAACCUGGCCCUGGGCAUCAAACGUACCUUUCAUGUAUCUGAGGGCUCAGAGGUCCACUUUCAGCCGGGAAACUUCUCCCUCUCCUGCCAGAUCCAGAAGGAGACCCUUCCCCACGGCAAUGAGCACCUCCUCAGCUGGGCCCAGAAGAAGUACAAGGCAGUCACCUCUUUCUCUGAGCUCAGGAUGACUCAAGACAUCUACAUCAAAGUCGGAGAAGACCCAGUGUUUUCUGACACCUGCAAGAUUGAUACCAACUUCCUGUCUCUGAACUACCUGGGCGGCUACGUGGAGCCACAGGCAUCAAAGGGUUGUGUCCUGUCUGGACCUGACAAAGACCAAGAGGUCCACAUCAUCGAGCUCCAAGCCCCUAACUCCAGCAGCGCUUUCCAGGUGGACGUCAUAGUGGACCUACGGCCUCUGGAGGACGAUGCCCCCCUGCAUCGUGACGUUGUCUUGCUGCUCAAGUGCGCUAAGUCUGUCAACUGGGUCAUCAAGGCCCACCGUGUAAUUGGCAAGCUGGAUGUAGUGGCCUCUGAUACAGUGAGUGUUAGCUCAAAUACAGAGAGACUGAUGCACGUGUCAAAAUCCCCUAAGCAGCACUUGCCAUCAGGAUCACAAGCCUUGAUCAAGUGGGCAGAGGAGCAUGGCUACAGUCCAGUCACAUCUUAUACAAGCACUCCUGUGGCUAACCACUUCAAUAUCCGACUCAGAGAGCCAGAUGUGGUGGAUCCUCUGGAGAGCAUGUUGCCUCCAGAGCUGUCCAUCCUGCGUGACUCCAGUCCUCAUCCAGAAGCAGGAACUGCUUCACGACGCUCAGGUCUGCCCUUCCCCUUCCCACCGUCUGUGUCCGACAGCCUGCCCUACCUGCCGCUACCGUCCCCCUUCGAUGACCGACCCUGGGAGAAUGGAGAGCCUGAGGAGCACCAGGGCACUCUGAACGUUGGCCUCAGUGUGCAGUGUGAGGACACAAGGAUGGUGGUCAGCAUCGACAAAGAGAGCCUGCAAGCAAACGGGUUUAUUCAUGCCAACCUCACGCUCCAAGACCCAGAAUGCAAAGCAACAGUCAAUGCCACCCACUACACCCUGGAAACUCCUCUGACUGGCUGUCAGACCACCAUGUAUCCCAUGCAAGGUAGCCAAAUGGCCCUCUACAUCAACUCUGUCUUAAUAAGUCAGGCUGAGACUAAGGAUGGGAGUGGUGGGCCGCUGGGUUACGAGGAUCUGGAAUCGGGAGACAUGCUGUUCCCGAGGGACCCGGUGGAGAUAGGGAGGACUUUAACCGAGCCCACAGAGCACCAGUCUGUCAUAGAGUUCAACUGCACAUACAGAAAUAACCAGGAAACCUCAGAAACACUUCCCAGGAUCGUACCGGGACCAGCCAGGCAACCAGUCAACAACAUGACGUUCAUUAUGGAAUUGUACAACACAUUGUCAUCCAACAACCCCUCACGCCAGGCCUUCUUCACUGUUUCACAAAAUCAGAAAGUCUUUGUGGAGGUCACAUCAACCGCAUCAGAUCCGGAUCUGGGGUUCACUAUUAUAUCGUGCUUCAUUUCUCCCAACUCCAAUCCCAGCGUGGCCUCAGACUACACUCUCAUUGAGACAGUCUGUCCGACAGAUGACUCUGUCAAAAUCUAUCCUCAGAGGGACUUCCCUGUCCCUCACACGCAGAUGGAUAGGAAAAGUUUCAGUUUCACCUUCAACUCAAAGUUAAACAUGUCCCUGCUUUUCCUGCACUGUGAGAUGUCUCUGUGCUCCAAGAGAUCUCAGAUCAACCAAAGACUACCGCCGUGCUUACAACCCAGUGAGACCUGUGACUCUCUUGAUGUGGACAAUAUCAUCAAGAUGAUGAUGAAUCACAGGAGGUCCACCAAGCCACUGGUUGUGGUGAACGGUCCUGGUCAAACAAACAAACCAGAUAUUUUUAUUUCCAAACCACCCCCAAACCCCGAGGAUACUCUUGAUUCUAACCCACUGUAUGUGCUGGACACUCCAACAGUGGUGGGAAUUGCCUUUGCAGCCUUUGUGAUUGGGGCUCUGUUGACCGGAGCCCUGUGGUUUAUCUACUCACACACAGGUGAGACAGCUGGCACACAGCAGGUCCAGCAGAAGUCUCAACCCGCCUCUGAGAACAGCAGCGCAGCCCACAGUAUUGGCAGCACACAAAGCACACCCUGCUCCAGCAGCAGCACAGCGUAGCCCAGGACACACCCCAGCAGGAGGCACAGCCCUGCCAUGGCACAGGAAGGGCCCGACGGUUCACUAGGGCUGGUUUGUUGAUUUCCUUCCAUGAAAGAAAUUAUUUUUGGGGGAUAUGAUAGGAAGGAAAAAAAAAAGAUUUUAAAACAGAAGAAAACACACAAUAACCCUCUUAGGUCUUGUGUAAGUCUCCUUGUGUCACUACAAGUGUGUGUAGACAAGUGUACUGUCCUGGUGAUAUUGGUCUGUAACAGUUCUCAGACCCAGCUUGGCAGUCUCACUUUAUAUCUAGUACAAAAAACCACAAGAAACAAAUGUGAGUUUAUACCAGGCGUUUCUUUCUAAUCCAAAUGCUGCUUUUUUCUGACCACAGCAGAGCCUUUUGUUUACCUUAAAUGGUUUGACUUAGGCUCUUGGAACAAGCAGGUGUACUCCAAAAGCAAGAAAUAGCAGUGAUGUCAGUAGUAAGUGAGAUGUUGAUGGCUGGACUGUAACCCUCAAAGUGGCAAAGGAGCAAAGCAACCACUAUUAACGUGCAAACAAAAGUGCAGUAUGAACAGAAGUCAUCAUCUGGACCCAAAGAAAGAUAAUGGCUUUUAAAAGAUGCAAGGUGUAGGUGAUGAAUGUAUACAGAAGAGUCAAUGCCAAAAAAUGUGAAAGACAAAUGUGAAAGUCGUGCUGAUAAAAUGUCACAUUUUAUAAUGAACUCAUUUCACUCAUGCUUCCCUAAUAAGGGAUUUAUACACACAGGCUGGUAAAACAUAUUUUAUCAGUGCUUUCUUUACAGUAGUUGUAGUGAUUCACUUCAGCAGUUGGAGGUCUGAGUCUCAGUUUCAUAGAUGAUCCACAACUUCACAGGGGCAUUAUGGGUUCCCUUUUAUUAGUUGUUGUUAAUGGAGUAGUUCAACAUUUGGGAAAUACAAAGAUUUUCUAAUCCAAACGUUAGAUAAGAGGAUUGAUACCUCUCUAUUAUCUGUGACUUAAGUAUGGAGCUCAAUACAGGAGGUGAUUAGCCUAGCUUAGCAUGAAGAAUGUAAGCAGAGAGAAAUGUUUUAAAGAAAAAGUUACAGAAAGAAACUUCCAAUGUGUUGAUUAGUGAACUUUUAAGGUUUUGGUAAGUGUAUUUUAUUUUGAACAGCCAGGUUUGCUAGUUUCCCUAUGCUGGUUUUUAAUGCUAAAGUAGGCUCAUAAAUCCCAAAAAUACACCUACCAGCACCACCAAGACACAUUAAUUCACCUGUGAUGAAUUGUCUGUUGAAUCUGUGCAGAAACAGAAAAGUAAAACAAUUAGUUUGUGUUUUUUAGGGGGGAGUUUUGUACAGUAACUUUUCUUGAAAAUGCUAAACUAAGUUAAUCACCUCCCAACUCAAGCCCCUUUCUUAUCACACAGACAAUAGAGUGGUUUUGAUCUUUUUAUUUUGCUCUUGUGGAAGAAAACAAAUUUCCCUAAAACUUUUCUUUUAAAAUGUAUAUAUUUUUGUAAAUAUUGUAAAUACUCCAAAAUAUGAGGAAGAGGGUGAAAAUUAUGUUUUUGUACUUCUGGAUUAGACAGUGAGGAAGUUUUUACCAUGUCAUAUUUUUAGGACACAAAUUCUUACUUAUGGCCCAGCGUAAAUGAUGUAGGUUGGGUCCUCCUGCCUGCCUCUUUGCACUGAGGCUGCCACUAAACCCUACUGUCAUUAUUGAUCAAUCUUUUAUAAUUAAUCAAUCAGCAGUUUUAGUUAGUGUUAGAACAACAACAGACAACGGCCAAAAUCCUCACAUUUUUAGAAGCUGUAAAAAAUAUUUGGUGUUUCCCCUUCAUAAAUCACUGAAAUGAUGAUUGAUUUUCUAUCAGUUUGAUAUUGUAGUCUCAUCAGACAGAUAAUUAUUUUAUAAAGCCAAAUGUACAGUGUAUGGACUUCCUUCUCACAGUUAUUUUUGUAUAAAUCUUGGCACUGACAGUAUGUUAAAUAAGCUGUGGCUUAAGCUCUUUGUUAUGGACAUACAUUUUUCAGGUGUUCCUCAAACUGUAACACCACAACUACCCCACCGUCUCAGAAUAAUAUGAAUGUUUGCUGUAGUGCCUUCCUUUUUUUAACUCAUAUGUGUUUUUAUCUGACUGUGUGUGGGACUAACUGGGGAAUUUAAGAAAAGAAGUUUCCCUUUAACAAUUCAACCAUGUCUCUGGUAAGGAGUAACAAAAAAACAGAAUGUAGGUUAUCUCAAAGCUUUUGAUUUUCUUUUUCUUUUCAUAUGUAAACAUGUAUAAAGCUUCUACAGAGGGAACAGAGUAUAAAUAUAUAUAUUUGUGUAUAAAAUUAUAUUUUGGAAUAUAUUUACCAAGAGAAUUUUAUUGUCAUGUAUGUGUGUAAGUACUGUGAAUUGUGGAUGUGCUCAUACAAAACACAUUUGUUUGAGAUUUAUUAUGAUUAUUAAUUAAAGCAUCAUAGCAUGUUUUAUGACACUAACUGAUGAAAAUUAUUCAGCUCUUUUUUUUAUAAUCACACUUUGAGUUUGUUUCACUAGAUAAAAAAAGUGGAAAAUGAACAUUUUUCUCUCGAAAUUUUAAAUUAUGGAAUUCUAAAUAAGACAAAUCUAGUUGUUUAAAAAAUCCUGUCCAUUUUUCAAUAAUGAACGUGUCAUAAAACAUGUUAUGAGUUAUGAGAAUACCACAUUACCACCAGAUUAUUUCCUCUGUGCAUGGAAGACAUACUUUGUUAACUCCUAGUUUGUUCAAACAUUAUUUUAGUUUGUUGUCUGAUAUUUGGAUAGAAGUUUUAUUUUCCCACUUGGCAAUAAUGACUCAUAAAGGAAGCUGUUUCAUUUUGAUUAGUUUUGUAUAUGUGUGUUUGCUAAAAUAUUUUCAUAUGAAGUAAAUAAAGCAGAUGUUAAAUUUAUAUAUUUGAAUCUUAAAUUUCAUAUCUUUGAAGAUAAGCUGUAGCAAUGGAUAUUGAACUAUAUUUUUAUGAUAAAUAUUAGAUUCAGAUGUCACUACAUAACAAAACCUGAUCCCCAACCUGUUUUCUUCCUCCCAUUAUCAUACACAAUGAUAUUUAUGCCCUUGAUAUUUAUCAAUACUAAACCACUGAUGACAGCAGGUAAACCAAAUUUGGAAAAGUAGAAUAAAUUCUAGAUGUGAAUACAAAAUCCAACAUUCUCUUACUUCUUAGUUUCUAGAAACUCAGCUGUUUUCACUAACACUUCAGACAUCAUUUUCAUUAAGGUAUAUUAGAACCACUUGGCUAUGGAGCAACUUUGGAGCUUGUUUGCUUUAUCGGGCCUUGUGCCAAGAGUUAACUCAGUUACACAGUAAAUACACAGCAGUCAUAUGUUGUGUGCUGUUGCUGUGCUGUUAUCAAGCAGCAUUAUGUGAACAACAACACUGUGUCCCACUGUAUACAGAAUAUACUUAAUGAAAGCCCCAGGUCUUACAGAGUGGAAAUAUAAUCAGCGGUCAGUGUGGGAUUAAGGCUUUCUGACAUUCCUGUACUUGUGUGGUUUCUCUUAUCGACUGUGGUGAAUCUGUCUCCCCAUAUGUAAUUAUCCCCUCCACCCCCUCAUGUCAUGCUGUUAAGCACCCGAGCCUCAAGUUAUGCUCUGGAUCUAAUCUUCUCAUUUUUUUAUAAUUUGGAGGUAUUUUUUCACUCAACCUAAUGAUAUAAUUGCUGUUCAAAUAUCAACAUUCCUCCUCCUCAAACCACCCUUCACUUUCCCUUCAUGGCCGUGAAUAAAGAUAAGCAGGUAUAUGCUGUCAAUAUAAAAUAAUGAUGCUGUAUCACACAAAUGAGUAUUGUUAGUAAGUGUAAUAACAGAGAUCCACUGUAUGACUCAUAUCUAAUGCUGAUCUGAAAAGAGCUGUAAUCGGAGCACAAAUCCAUGUAACUAGUUAUUGAUUGUAUUUUUUUUUAACCAUUUGACUACCUCAUGUGUUUUGAUGAAUGUGUAAUUUGUGUGUUUGUAUGCGUGCGAGUGUUUUCUGUGCCUAUGUUUCAACUCAAGAAAAGUUGGAAAGCAGAUUAUACUGCAGUUUUAUGAUUUAGGGGCCCCUACCUGGUUUUGUUGCAGUUCACAUUGAAUUUUUUCAGUCUCAACACAAACAAUGAAGAGUUUAAUGCUUCCAGUGUUGGCAGGAUUGCCUUUUUUGGGUGUUGUAAAUGUGUAAAACUUUGGUUAGCAGUUAUUGUUUCCUUUGGAUUUUUUAACUUUUUAUACGCUGUAAAUAUGCAUGAUGUUUGUAUACCCAUUAUGUCCAAUAAAUUUUCAUAAUAAUUCA
Molecule: messenger RNA, 7164 nt
Organism: Lates calcarifer (barramundi perch)
Lineage: Eukaryota; Metazoa; Chordata; Actinopteri; Centropomidae
Gene: tgfbr3
Product: transforming growth factor, beta receptor III
Exons: 17
Coding region: 357-2909 (850 amino acids)
Source: RefSeq, a predicted model, not a curated record